GGCUGCCCCGUGCUCGCCCCGCCGCCCCGCGACACCCCACGCUGCCAGAAACGCGCGGCCCGCGACCACCCCCGCCCCCACCCUCCCGCCGCAGCGCAGCCGCCGGCCCCGGGAACCUCGUCACGUGCGUUCAGGCCGCCGAGCAGGUCUGCUGGGUUUCCUCGUUCCGGUGGCCCUUCAGCCUUUCCGAAGAUAAGGGGAAUAAAGAAGCCACCUCCCCAGCUGUCAUCAUCUGGCAGCAGAUUGAGCAAGAGUAUUCUGAGUACUGCGGAGAAGACAACCCAUCAAACCCCAGAUGAUGAGCAACCCCGUGAGGUCUUCAAGACAAGGAAUAGGAUGAGGGACUGUCAUCAGAAAAGCAGCAGUAUAGAUGCUGGCUUAUCUUGGAAUCAAGUUGAGCAUUCAAAGGCUUCUUCGGGGAAAAGGCCAAGUAGACGGCAAGGACCCCAUGUGUCUUCCCAGCUGAGGAGCAGCCUCCUUGGAAUCUCCCAGCCAGCAGCAGAUAAACUUGUGGAAACCGUUCCUGCUGUUCCUGCUGAGGGAAGACAGGAGGAGCGAGCUGCACUUAGCUCCAGGUAUCAGGCUGCCUCUGGGAGCAAGCUGUUUCUUGAUUUCCACUCAGUGGAGAUCAUUAAGGGGGGCGCUGAUGAGGACAGUGCCAGUGACCUGUCAGACUCAGAAAGAGUGGCCAUUCCCCCUUCUCCAUUCACGCCUCCAGACCUCAACCUCAGAGCCGAAGAGAUAGACCCGGUUUCCUUCAGUCUUCACCCAGAGCCGAGCCAGGCAGAGUCUGGACACUCUUACCCUGACUUUCUUCCGCCUCCCUUCAAUUCCUGGGACCUGAGGGACAUGGCUGUUGUUCUGAACACAGAGUGUCGGAGUGAGGCCCUACCUCGGGCCACGGGAUUCCUUGGGAAAUACAUAGACAGACUUCUUCAACUAGAGUGGCUGCAAGUCCAGACUGUGCAGUGUGAGAAGGCCCGAGCCGCCAAGGUCAAGGCCCCUGGUGCCUCUGGGGUGCUGAAAAGCCCUGGACGGGGUAAGCUCCUCACCAGUGUCCUGUCUAAGCCCUUAUCAUCCCCAGAAGGGAUUUCAAAGUCAGGCCCUUCUCGAAGGAAAGGUUUUCGCCAUGAAGAAGCCCACCCAUCCUACUAUGCAUUUGAGACUUUGCCUAACUCUGUGGAUGGGCCUAGUCGGCCCAGGCUGUGUUCCCAGAAGCAAGCCCCUGAGUUGAGGAUGGAGAAGAAGAAGAAAUCAAGUAAGGGCCCCAAGCUUCAGCUCCGUGCUCCACCCUGCACCGAGGGCAACUCUGCAAUGGAAGCCAACGGCAACAUCCGAAUUCCCAAGCAAUCUGCAGUGCUUCUGGACCAGAUGGAUUCCUAUAGGGCCUCCAGGACACAGGCUCAUGUGGACCUGAAGAAAAAGGGGAGUGCAAAUAACUGUGGUUAUGCCCCUUCCUCCAGUGAGAAAAAACUCAAAACGAACGGAACCAAGCAAAGCAUGUAUAAGUUAAAGUGACCCCUGAGGUAAAGAAUUGUAAAGACCUGCAGAUGUCUAAAAAACAGGAGCUCUUCCCAACGUGGUGGAGAGCUUGAACCCAUGUGUGGUAACUAACUCAAGCUGGCUCUCCGUUACCACAGCCCGCCUCAACAGUUACUUUCUGAGGUCUCAGUAAGGCUUAGUAAGCUGUUCUUUGUAUAGACAGUCUUAAGCUUUCGAGGGCUGUGUAGGUAAAAAUUAACUCAUGUGUCUGUGACACAAAGGAUUGAAGCAGCAGUGCCAGGCAGCCAGUGUAGACCAGUUCAAGUGUCCCUGUCUCUGUAGUGUGGGAAACAGUGUGUGCUGCUUUAAGAAAGAAACCCUAGUGUGUGGUGGAAGAAAGGCCCUGCUGGCUCACUGCCUUUUGCUUUUGCAUAAACCCUCAAGCAGAGUUUCUGUCUGUUGUCUGUCGUCCCAUCCCAUCCCCCCCUGCCUCAAUUCCACUCCAGUUAGGGAGCACCUCUAUUUUAAGGGUCAUUUAUCUGAAGCAGUUCCUUGCCAGAGGCAGUCAUCUGGAUCUCCUAUCUGAUGCAUUUUAAAAGACAUUUUAAGUCCAGGGGUAGUGCUCUAGCACAUUUCUGAGUUCUCUUAACUGAAGUUAACAUCAUUUGUGGAUUUUCCAGAGAGAAAGACAAAGGGCCCAACCAGCAUUGCUGUACACAGCCUUGGCACGCUAGACUUCUGGGUAGUCAUGAACAAUUUGUAGGGUUACUCAAAUGUAAGUCGUUAAAUUGCUGACUAGGGACCAUAUCCUGUUGUUCUGGGUCAAAACUAAGGGUCUACUUCCGUUUGUUAGAGCAGAGUUUUCUAAUUAUGCCUAGGGCUAGGGGAGGGAGCAGACUAUUGAGAGAGAGACAGAGACAAAGAGACAGAGUGUCAGAGAGAGUUAGUUACUGGAUACUAUCCUGAGUGUUCUUAUCUGGUUGUGGUUUCCUGCCUCCCACACAGACACAUGGGGCACUUUCUUCAAUGUGCUUCUGCAGACCUUCCUUGGUUGCUGCCUCACAGACAGUGGGUGUGUAUUAAGGACUACAGUAACUUCAUCCUUUGUUCUAGGCUUGGUGAUUCUAUUUUUUUUUUUUUUCCUUCGUGACAAAGGUUACAUGUUGCAGUUGGAAAUAACAGUGGCUUUCACGUGGCUCCAGGUGUCUGUGACUGAGAUGAGUUUAUCAUUAAAACCAGCUGCUAAGGUUAAAUGUCCAGUGCUCUGUAAAGCAUGGUUUUUAUCUCACUGAACAACACGUGGACUUUUUUUUUUUUUUUCAGUCCUUUUUCUUUCAGACUUUAUUUUCAGGUUCUUUUUGUACUGUCCCUCCUGGGAAAAAAACAUGUUAUUACAUGGAGGCCCCAUGCCUGUUUAUGUGACCGAAAUCUGUUUAUGUUGCAGGCAGCCCACAGAUGCAGUGUCCACAUUUGCCUGUGGUGUGCACCUUGAAUUGGGAGAACAGUACCACCCGCACCCGCUUCCCGCCUGAGGGAGGCCCUGUGUCCACUUUGCUGCUCCUUGGAGCACAGACUAUUUGUACCAUAACUGGCACUUCCUUUAGUCUUUCUCUAGAAUUUUAUGCAGAACCUUUGGAAGCUUCAGGGCCAUUAAAUGUAAGCAUGACAUCAUGUACAGACAUACUUAUAUGCUCCCCAGAGGAGCACUAACAGUGUUUCUUUCCUGUUACACACCUAUGUGGGUCUCUUCGACCCUGACAGGCAAGGGUGAAGUUCCUUUUCCCUUACUGGAUGUGAGUCUGAGCUGAAACUGUCACAACUGAGGAAUGCAAAGACAGUGACUCAUGCAUUCACUCCCAGCACGCUUAAUUAAAGUCAGUUCCUGAUCUAGGGACUAGAAUUCAUGUCCCGUGUUUAGACAGCCCUAGAAGCCUGAAGACCAGUGACUUUGUUUACCUCUUUGUCCAGGUUGAUUGCCUGAGUUCAACAGUGUUAUUGGAUAGGAUCUUGGUGCUAUUGAACAGCACAGUUUGUUACAGUCACAUUAAGUGUAGUUAUUUGAGGACAGCUUUUUCCCAUGAUCCCUGAAAACAUACCCCAUGUAGGCAAGUAGACAGCAUUGGGCACUGUACUGUGAACUCAGUCAGUUCAAGGCCAAAGCAGAGUGUCCAACUACAGUGCCGGGGGGGUGCCCUUCUGGGAAGUGCUUUUCACUUCAGGGGUGGUUACAUGGCCCUCCCAUUGAAACCAGUCAAAACCAGGAAGAAUAUAAGGAAAAUAGUAUUUCAGACUUAAUAAUAUCAGUGAGUGGAGAAAAAAAAAAAAUCACAAAAGGCUCUAAAUGUUCACUGAUGGCUUGGCUUGGUCCAUUUCCCAAAUCUUAAAUGACCAAAGGGGAUGAUGAUUUGUAACUGACUUGAAGGCCGUAGAGUUUGUGGCCUGUCACAGCCCUUGGGGAGAGAAGACACGUCAUGGUCUUUACGUAAAAGGAAAGCUCAUUCUAAACCUAUGGCUUAUUGAGAUCACGUACUACAAAGGCCUAAGGAUAGCUUCUUAGGUGGCUUACACAAUCUUUAUCUUUCUUUCCAUUCAUUUCCUUGAACAGUUAGGUAGAAAUCUGAACUCCUGGCAGUACCGUAUUGAAAGGUAACAACAGUAUUUACUGUUUGUUCGUGUCCAUGUAGAAGGUUGUAUUGAAGUGACCUAUGAACACAUUCAGCACGUUCAUUUGCUGUUGUGAUGCUGUGUGUUUGGUUUUGUCUGUAGAAAAACAAGUCACGUAAACUUUUGUGAACUUGGACUUUUCCUUCCUUGAGACAAAUUAAACAAACAUUAUCUGGAACUUUCUGGCUUG
Molecule: messenger RNA, 4336 nt
Organism: Arvicanthis niloticus (Nile rat)
Lineage: Eukaryota; Metazoa; Chordata; Mammalia; Rodentia; Muridae
Gene: Fam217b
Product: family with sequence similarity 217 member B
Source: RefSeq, a predicted model, not a curated record